CAGUCAACAGCUGUUACUCUGUUCACAGUUCGAGUUAAAUGCAUCUUCAGCAGCAAAAGUGUAUACGUUGACCUAAAAAAAACGUUCAUAAUUAGUAUUGAUGUUAUUAACUUACAAAUGCAGUGUCAAUUGUGGUGUAAGAAAUACUCCAACCGUGGCUUAUGAUUCAGUUCAGCGUGCGCGACGUUGAUCAACACUAGACGAAAAAUGUCACGUCGGAGAAACAGAAAAGACACAAAAAAUAUAUUAUAAAGCUCAUUAUGCGCAAGUAUUUAAAUAGAUACAAAAUAAUAUAAAAAUAUGCAAUUGUAUAUUUAGUAUCUGCUUUUAAUUAAUUCGAAAAAAUUGUCAACGUAAAUUGUAGAGUUUUAACAAAGUAGAUAAACAACAACGAAGGCGACGUAGAUUGUGGUGCAUCUCUUAGUGCAAAAAAAAAAAAACAAGUGGAAUAAGUGUGACAAAAGUACAAAAAAAAGUCGGCAGCAUUUGCAGAACAAUAAUAAUACAAAGUAACAACGCAGACGCACACACGUAAACACACACACACACACACGCAGACACAAAACACAUCAGCAAAGCGGAGGCAGGUGGCAGCUCAGUCAACAAUUGUGCCACACAUACAAAAAAAAAAAAAAGAAAAAAUCACUAAGAAUUAUAAACACAAUGAAUCGCAGCGACGGCUUGGUUAGGCGCGCUGUCAAGCCACGCGAGAACGGAGCCGAGGGCGGUGGCGCUGGUGGCCUGAAUGCGAACACGCCGGAUGACAAUCAGGACGCGCUCGACAACAACAAGGAUCAGGAGGAUAACAUUGAUGAUGGCGACUCAAAGGAGACACGACUUACGCUCAUGGAGGAGGUGCUGCUGCUUGGCCUCAAGGAUAAAGAGGGUUACACAUCCUUUUGGAAUGAUUGCAUAUCAAGCGGCUUGCGCGGUUGCAUUCUCAUAGAGCUGGGCCUGCGCGGACGUGUGAUGAUCGAGAAAUCGGGCAUGCGACGACGUGGUCUAUGUACAAGAAAACUGAUAUUGAAAUCGGAUCAGCAGACGGGCGAUGUUUUGUUGGAUGAGGCGCUGAAACACAUCAAGGAAACAGAUCCGCCCGAGACGGUCCAAAGCUGGAUCGAAUAUCUGAGCGGCGAAACUUGGAAUCCAUUGAAGUUGCGAUAUCAACUGAAAAAUGUACGCGAGCGUCUGGCCAAGAACCUCGUGGAGAAAGGUGUGCUUACAACGGAAAAGCAAAACUUUCUGCUCUUUGACAUGACGACACAUCCGCUCAGCGACAAUGUGGUCAAGUGUCGUCUGGUCAAGAAGAUUCAGGAUUCGGUACUCUCGAAGUGGGUUAACGAUCCGCAGCGAAUGGACAAGCGAAUGCUAGCACUUAUCUUUCUGGCGCAUGCCAGUGAUGUCAUCGAGAACGCGUUUGCCCCACUCAACGACGAUGACUACGAGGUGGCCAUGAAACGAGUGCGCGAGCUACUCGAUCUCGACUUUGAAACGGAGGCGGCCAAGCCGAAUGCGAAUGAAAUACUUUGGGCUGUGUUUAUGGCGUUUACGAAAUAGGGCGGUUGCCUAACUACACACUCCUCCCCAAAUCCGGCGACACAUUCAGUUAGCUGCACACACACACACACACACACACACACAUGCAUACCUACCUAUACAUACCCAUUAAAACGUUGGCUACUUGAUUUCUUGGCGAAACGGGUGAUUGCAACACGCCCGCUAUUCGAGUUUUCUUCAGCUAACUUUAAAAUGACAGUGCGAAGCAAGAGCAGUCUAUAGAAGCAUCUAUAUAUAUGUAUAUGUAUAUGUAUAUAUAUAUACAUAUCGCUGUAAUAACUGAUGAAAAAUCAUUCGUUUAUUUCGUUUUUAUUUCAUUUCGCAAUUAAUUUAUGUAAACGAAAUGCUAGCUAAUAGUUGAAUUUUAUAAACAAUCGUAUGCCGUAUUAUUCCAUAAAUUGUGUUCUGUGUAAUUUGAAACUAUUUCGGCAUGCGAAUAAACAUUAUAUCAAAAUUUCAUCAGAGUCGUCGUUGCUUAAAAAUUAUAAUAGUAACUAAGUUGUAAGCUGCAAAAAGAAAAAGAUAAAUUAAAAAACUAAAUAAUUUGAGCUGCGACAGGUUUUUUGUAAUUAUAUAAUAUUAACACUAAUUGUAAGAGCAAAUUCUGAUGCAACAACAAACAUUUGUUUAUAAACCUGCAAAAUGUGUGUUUACCUAUGUUCCAAUUCUAUUAAAUUUAAAAAAUA
Messenger RNA from Drosophila virilis, 2243 nucleotides. It is a transcript of the gene sau, whose product is annotated as Golgi phosphoprotein 3 homolog sauron. Gene Ontology annotation, cellular component: cytosol; Golgi cisterna; trans-Golgi network. The record is from RefSeq and is a predicted model, not a curated record. Gene Ontology annotation, molecular function: phosphatidylinositol-4-phosphate binding. NCBI's taxonomy places the organism in Eukaryota, Metazoa, Arthropoda, Insecta, Diptera, Drosophilidae. Gene Ontology annotation, biological process: Golgi to plasma membrane protein transport; retrograde vesicle-mediated transport, Golgi to endoplasmic reticulum; Golgi organization.